Saccoglossus kowalevskii is the source of this 1465-nucleotide messenger RNA. Its product is annotated as ketosamine-3-kinase-like. NCBI's taxonomy places the organism in Eukaryota, Metazoa, Hemichordata, Enteropneusta, Harrimaniidae. The record is from RefSeq and is a predicted model, not a curated record.
CGCAGACUUGUCUUGCGUGGCUUCUGCGUGCCCGCACAACUCACCCUCAGAUACGCUUUUGAGGUACCCGUACAUACACUGUACCUCUCCUGUCCCCUAAAUGGAUUCAUAGCGACUUACGCAACGCGCGUAAAAUACAUAGUUUUACUCGUAAAUGCAUGAAAAUCGAACACUUGCGACGCGCCAACAAACGCUCUUUAACGACCUUUGACACCAGGUCACGUCUGUAAUGACUGGUGACAGAACAGCCAGGAACGUUGAAGAGCUAUGAGAAUCAGUUAAUGAAAAAGGUGAUAAUGGAAUCCCUUUUGAAGAAACAGUUGGGAUGCACUCGUGUGAAGUCCUUUGGUUACGGAGGUGGGGGGUGUAUAAGUAGCGGACAGAGUUAUGAGACGGACAACUAUGGGAAAGUCUUCGUUAAGAUAAAUUCAGAGAGUGGGGCAAGAUUAAUGUUUGACGGUGAACUAGCUGGACUGAAUGCUAUCAUUGCUACGGGUACUGUCAGAGUUCCUAAACCUUAUAAAGUGGUUGAUCAUGGUUCUGGUGCAGUAUUGAUAAUGGAGCAUACAGACAUGCAGGGACUUGGAAGUCAUGCCGCUAAAUUAGGAGAAUUAUUAGCCAAAAUGCAUCUGUAUAAUGAGGAGAUGGGAAAAAAGAAUGCUGAAGAUGCCAGUAUUGUCGGCAGUGGUGAUGACGGCGCUUAUGUCAGUCAAUUCGGCUUUCAUACAACAACAUGUUGCGGUUAUAUACCUCAAGUUAACGACUGGCAAGAUGAUUGGGUGACAUUUUAUGCCAAGAAGCUGGAACAGCAAUUAAACCUGCUUAACAAAAAGUCUGGAGACCGGGAAGCUAAUGAACUUUGGUCUAAUCUUCAGUUAAAAUUACCAGAAAUGUUCCAAGGACUUGAUAUCAAACCAGCGUUAUUACAUGGUGAUCUGUGGAGUGGGAAUGCAUCUGGAAAUAAAAAUGGUCCACUUAUAUUUGACCCCGCCACCUUCUAUGGACAUCACGAGUAUGACCUCGGAAUAGCAGGAAUGUUUGGUGGAUUUGGAAGUUCAUUCUAUUCUGCCUACCAUUCCCUCAUUCCUAAACAACCAGGGUUUAACAAAAGGAGUCAGCUUUAUCAACUAUUUCACUAUUUGAACCAUUGGAAUCACUUUGGAUCUGGCUAUAGAGGGCAGUCUAUAAGCAUCAUGAAAGCCUUGGUGAAAUGACAUUACCCAGCAUGCAGCCAGAAUAUAUUUCAGAUUGCAAAAGAACAUUGACCACUGCAAUGUCAUAAUAAGUGGUUAAUAAUAAGUUUGCUUUUUAACUAUUACAGUUUUAAUGUGUUAUUCUGAUAUCCGACAUCAUCUGUUAUACAGUUGAGUUAACCAAAACUUAGUUGUCAUAGUUACUACUAAUUGGGUAUGUUGUCAGUAAGCCAGUUACCUGGAAAAAUCUAAACGUUGCAUUCCUACUUUGC